Molecule: messenger RNA, 1681 nt
Organism: Tribolium madens (black flour beetle)
Lineage: Eukaryota; Metazoa; Arthropoda; Insecta; Coleoptera; Tenebrionidae
Gene: CYP301B1
Product: probable cytochrome P450 49a1
Exons: 10
Coding region: 85-1626 (513 amino acids)
Molecular function (GO): oxidoreductase activity, acting on paired donors, with incorporation or reduction of molecular oxygen; heme binding; iron ion binding
Source: RefSeq, a predicted model, not a curated record
GCGGAACCUUACGGUCGGGUGGUCUCAAAGUUAGUUCGAUCAUAUCCAAAUAUGAUAGUGCUGUAGUUACAAGCAAUUAAAAAAAUGAAAUUACUAAGAGCUGCGACACGUGUAAUUAGUAGUUCGAGUCAGCAACAACAAAGUGUGUUUGGCGCAAUUGAAAAAAGUCAAUGUAAAGAAUGGAUAAAUGCUGUGCCCUAUGAUGAGGUUCCUGGACCAAAACCUCUGCCUUUUUUGGGCAAUACUUGGAGGUUUAUCCCUUACAUAGGCGAUUUUCAAAUCGAACACAUCGACAAAGUUUCAAAAAAAUUGUACGAAAAAUAUGGUAAAAUUGUCAAAAUGCAAGGCUUGUUAGGACGUCCUGAUAUGCUCUUCCUCUUCGAUCCCGACGAAAUCGAGAAAGUUUUUCGCCAAGAAGACACUCUUCCCUUUCGCCCAUCCAUGCCCUCACUCGAUUAUUACAAACACGUCUACCGAAAAGAAUUUUUUGGCGACAAUUGUGGAAUAAUCGCGGUACAUGGCGACAAAUGGCAGAACUUUAGGUCGAAAGUUAACCAGAUUAUGUUACAACCACGAGUUACUCGGAUGUAUGUCAAGUCCAUUGAGACGACAUCUCAAGAAUUGGUCGACAGGAUUGAAGUAAUUAAGAAUGAGAAAAACCAAGUGCCUGAUGAUUUUCUCAACGAGAUUCACAAGUGGUCUUUGGAGUCUAUCGCCAAAAUCGCACUUGAUGUCAGACUGGGUUGCCUGGACUCCGACGCCCACCCCGACACUCAAAAAUUAAUCAACGCAAUCAAUACCUUUUUCAUGAACGUUCCGGUUUUGGAACUGAAAAUCCCGUUUUGGAAAAUCUGGAAUACACCAACUUUUAAAGAAUAUUUGAACGCUUUGGAUACAAUACGAGAAAUAACAUUAAAACAUGUUGACAUUGCUUUGCAUAAUUUAUCCCAAGACUAUUCUGACGAGCUUUCAGUGUUACAACGAGUUCUAAAAAUGGAAAACGAUGCUAAAACAGCAUCCAAUUUAGCAUUGGACAUGUUUCUCGUCGGAAUUGACACCACCUCAAACGCGGUAGCGUCAAUGCUCUACCAACUCUCGCUGCAUCAGGAAAAGCAGGCUAAACUCUAUGAAGAAAUUAAAAAUCUUCUACCGUAUAAAUCCACGCAAAUAUCUCACGAGAAAUUAGACCAAAUGGAUUACCUGAAAGCGUGUGUUAAAGAAACUAUGAGAAUGUAUCCGGUGGUGAUUGGUAAUGGCAGAUGUACAACAAGAGAUCGGGUAAUUGGAGGUUAUCAGAUACCAAAAGGCGUACAAGUGAUAUUUCAACACUGCGUCAUUAGCAAUCUAGAGGAAUACUUUCCACGAAGUGGUGAGUUUCUCCCAGAAAGGUGGCUAAAAAACUCAGAACUAUUUCGCAACCAUCAUCCAUUCGCAUCGUUACCAUUUGGGUUUGGCAAAAGGAUGUGUCUAGGACGGAGGUUUGCGGAUUUAGAAAUACAAACAGUCAUAGCCAAGAUUGUGCGUAAUUUCAAAAUCGAAUACCAUCACGGCAAGCUUGAUUACCAUAUUCAUCCCAUGUACACUCCUAAUGGACCUUUAAGAUUGACGUUCAUUCGCCGACAGUAAAGUUCACGAAGAUCAUUAUUGUUACUUUUUGCCAAUAAAAUUCAUUUUCACCUUA